AUGUUGGGGUACAAAAGAGUCAUUGGGAUUACUGCGCUGCUCGGCUGGCUGCUGCUCGGCUCCUGUGGGACAGGUGGAGAAGAGGUAUGUGACAGCCCGCUGGUGGCCAAUCUGCCGCCAUCAUCGUUCAGAAGCUCCUCCCAGCUCACCAGCAGCCAUGGGCCGGUCUUUGCAAAGGUCAACAGGAGAGAAGGAGCUGGAGGCUGGACCCCUCUCGUCUCGGACAGAUACCAGUGGUUGGAGGUGGAUCUGGGGAAGCGGACCCGGAUCACUGCUGUUGCUACGCAGGGACGCUACGGCAGCUCUGAUUGGCUAACGUCUUACCUGUUGAUGUUCAGCGACACAGGACACAACUGGAGACAACAUCGACAGGAAGACAGCCUAGGGGCUUUUCCAGGUAACAGUAAUGCAGACACUGUGGUCCAGUACAAACUCAAUCAGCCGGUGAUAGCUCGCUACCUCCGCCUGAUUCCUCUGGACUGGAACCCCACUGGGAGGAUUGGACUCAGACUGGAGAUAUACGGUUGUCGUUAUACUUCUGACGUGGCCUACUUUGACGGCAGCAGCAGCCUGCUCUACAGACGCAGCGCGAGGCCGAGCUGGACGGGGAUGGAGGUCGUCUCUCUGAAGUUCAAAACCCUGACGAAUUCUGGGACGCUGCUUCAUGCAGAGGGACAGAGAGAUCCCAGCCUCACUCUGGUGCUGGAGAAGGGACGGCUGCUGCUCUACCAUCAACAAGGUGUGAGUUCCUCCUCCAGUGGGCAGCUUCUUGUCUCUGUGGGCAGUCUGCUGGACGACCAGCACUGGCACCAUGUGAAGCUGGUGCGCCUCAGCACUCACCUCAACCUCACCGUGGACAAGAACACUCGUCAGGUUCACAUACCAGCCGAGCUCAGCCACUGGGACAUUCAUCAGCUGAGUCUGGGAGCUGUCCAGAGCCAUGGCCUGCAGAAACCCAUCCUAUCCAACAGGAACUUCAAUGGCUGCCUGGAGAACUUUCUCUACAACGACCUCAACCUGAUACACCUCGCUAAAAAGAAAAACCACCAGGUCUCUUUGCUGGGCAAUGUGACCUUUUCUUGUGCUGAGCAUGUGUCAGUCGCUGUGACGUUCACCGACUCCCAGAGCUUCCUGCAGGUGCCCGGCCUGACGUCGUGGUCUUCAGGGCUUUUCUCUGUGGCCCUGCAGUUUCGCACGUGGAACAAGGGAGGGCUUCUCUUGACCUUUGACCUCCCGCAGCAGCAGGGCACAGUGUGGCUGUACCUGAGCGAGGCCAGACUGCGCCUACAGAUCAAUAAAGCCGGCAGGGCCCGGCUGGAGCUCAGCGCAGGCUCAGGGCUAAAUGAUGGUCAGUGGCAUUCUGUGGAGCUGAACUCAGAGCAAGAUCUUCUGAGCAUCACAGUGGACAAAAACGAAGGAGCCACCGCUCACACCCGCACCCCACUUCCUCUAACCGCAGACAGUCAACUCUUCUUCGGUGGUUGCAGCAGCAGUCAGGAGUGUAGGAACCCCUUCAAAGUGUUUCAGGGCUGUAUGCGUCUGCUGACUCUGGAUAACCAGCCAGUUGACCUGAUCAAAGUGCAACAAAGGAUGCUGGGAAACUACAGCCACUUGCAGAUUGAUAUGUGCGGCAUCAUCGACAGGUGCUCUCCCAGUCACUGUGAACACGGAGGCAGAUGCACUCAGUCAUGGAGCAUCUUCCACUGUAACUGCUCCAACAGUGGCUACCGAGGAGCCACCUGUCACAGCUCGAGAUAUGAACAGUCAUGUGAGGCGUACAAACACAGAGGCAACACAUCAGGACAUUAUCACAUAGACGUGGACGGCAGUGGACCAAUCAAACCCCAGCUCAUCUACUGUAACAUGACAGAGGACAUGGCAUGGAUGGUGAUCCAGCACAAUAACACCGAACUGACCAGAGUGCAUUCGUCCCCGGAGAGAAACCAACAUGUGUCACACUUUGACUAUGCUUCUGAAGAGGAUCAGUUAACAGCAAUCACCAGCCAAUCAGAGCACUGCGAGCAGGAGCUGUCCUACCACUGCAGGAAGUCCCGCCUCCUCAACACGCCAGAGGGUGCUCCGUUCAGCUGGUGGGUGGGGGGUCCGGGUCCAGGUCAGGUCCAGACGCAUUGGGGCGGGGCUCUGCCCAACAGCCGGCAGUGUGCCUGUGGCCUGCAGGACAACUGUCUGGAUUCAAAUCACUACUGCAACUGUGACGCUGACUACGACCAAUGGGCUAAUGACUCGGGUCUGCUCACCCAUAAGGAGACCCUCCCGGUCAGGUCUCUGGUGCUGGGUGACGUCCGGCGGCCCGGGUCAGAGGCUGCCUACAGGGUGGGACCCCUUCGUUGUCAUGGAGACAAGAACUUCUGGAACGCUGCGUUUUUCGACAAGGAGACAUCUUACCUUCACUUUCCCACUCUCCAUGGAGAGCUGAAUGCAGACAUCUCCUUCCUGUUUAAAACAACAUCCUCCUCUGGGGUCUUUCUGGAAAAUCUGGGCAUCAAGGACUUCAUCCGGAUCGAACUCAGCUCUGCCUCAGAGGUCGUCUUCUCUUUUGACGUGGGAAACGGGCCGCUGGAAGUGCGAGUGAAGGCGAGCGUGCCGCUGAACGACAACCGGUGGCACAGCGUGCGAGCAGAGCGAAAUGUGAAGGAAGCAUCAUUACGUUUGGACGGGUUUCCUGCCACCACACAGGAAGCUCCUGCUGACGGACACAUUCAUCUGCAGCUCAACAGCCAGCUAUUCAUAGGAGGCACUGCGUCCAGACAGAAAGGCUUUCUGGGCUGCAUCCGCUCUCUGCAGCUGAACGGCGUCACUCUGGAUCUGGAGGAGAGGGCAAAGAUCACCCCGGGGGUCCGACCUGGAUGCCCGGGCCACUGCAGCAGCUACGGCUCUCUCUGCCAGAACCAGGGUCGCUGUGAGGAGAGAGACAGCGGUUUCUCUUGCAACUGUGACCAGUCGGCGUACACUGGACCCUUCUGUCAUAAAGAGGUAUCGGCCAGCUUUCAGUCGUCAACAUCCAUCACGUACAACCUGAAGGAGCCCCAUGAGCUGAAUAGGAACAGCAGUGCCUGGCCUUCCUCCAUCUACUCUGAUGUGACGCUGAGAGGAGAAAACAUCUCCCUGAGCUUCAGGACGACUCAGAGUCCUGCUCUUCUGCUCUACGUCAACUCUGUCUAUAAAGAGUACCUGGCACUGCUCAUCAACAAUCAUGAUGAGUUGGAAGUGUGGUACAAGUUACACAGCGGCCGAGACGUGGAGGUGCUGAGGAGCAGAGUCACGGACCUGGCUGAUGGACGUCUGCACACGGUGAUCAUCAGGAGACAGGCAGACAUCGUCUCUGUGAAGGUCGAUCAGAAUACCAGAGAGGAUUUCAACUUGACAUCUGAUGUGGAAUUCAACAGCGUCAAAUCACUCAUUCUUGGCAAAGUGCAGGAGUCUGGUGAGAUGGAUGAAGAGCUGGCCGGCUUGGCCUCUCUCGGGUUCAGCGGCUGUCUGUCAGGUGUUUUCUUUAACUCCAUCAGUCCUCUGAAAGCCGCCCUGCUGCACCCUGACAGCCCUGUUGUUGUCAGCGGCCCACUGGCCCAGUCCAGCUGCGCCUCCUCUCCAGCCAAUCCUUACGCGGCAGAAACCACACAUUCCUUAUCAGACCAGCCAAAUUCAGUGGAUCCAGGUCAGCAUUUAGUCAAUGCCAUCAGGAGUGACUCAGCUCUAAUCGGAGGGGUGAUCGGCAUGAUGAUUUUCGUCAGCGUGGUCGCAUUGGCGAUAAUAGCCAGAAUCAUCUGCAGCAGGAAGGAGACGUAUAGAAACCAGGAAGUGAAAGCAGCGCAGCCGGAAGAGGGCCAGGAGCUCCCCUUCAGCAGCCAGGUGGACUCUCAGAGCGCUCCCACUGAAAACCAAAAGGAGUAUUUUAUUUAGCAGGACCCCCAGCAUCACACUGAGCUGUCAGGACAGAGCGGGAACAUUCACCAACAGCUCAGAGCUUUAUCAGACAUUCAGCCCGGAGCUACUGGUGGACCCAUCAGAUGUGAAGUCAAGAAACAUUUUAUGAUUUUCUUACAGUAAGUUCUUAUCUGCUGUCAUUCUGAGUGUAAAUAUUUAUAAAUGUAAAUGGUAAUUUGUGUGCUUAUAACAAUGUUGUUUGCCAUAUUGUAAAAAAACGUUAUUAAAAAGAAAACAUGCAGAAUUUAUGUGUUGAUCGAAACAC
Molecule: messenger RNA, 4210 nt
Organism: Trematomus bernacchii (emerald rockcod)
Lineage: Eukaryota; Metazoa; Chordata; Actinopteri; Perciformes; Nototheniidae
Product: contactin-associated protein-like 4
Exons: 24
Coding region: 1-3921 (1306 amino acids)
Source: RefSeq, a predicted model, not a curated record